Syngnathus typhle (broad-nosed pipefish) is the source of this 1644-nucleotide messenger RNA. RefSeq lists its product as uncharacterized. The transcript has 2 exons. The coding region runs from base 356 to 997 and encodes 213 amino acids. NCBI's taxonomy places the organism in Eukaryota, Metazoa, Chordata, Actinopteri, Syngnathiformes, Syngnathidae. The record is from RefSeq and is a predicted model, not a curated record.
UAUAUUGUCCAAUAUAGUAACGCCCCUUGAAACUUUGCAGUAGCGUUAGCGUGCCUUUCGACAAGCAAAACGUGUUAUUUAUCCAUGUUUUCUACAAUCUUACAAUCUGUUCUAUUGUAUUACUCAGCUGUGCAACUGCGCAUGUUUGGGCGCUAAGGUGUGUGGAUGUCAAAAUCGCCAAGAGCUCGUUCAACUGCAGCAGAACCACAGUCCAAACCUGUUCCCGCAGACAAUCUCCCCCUCUGCACACAGGCCAAAUAGCGCCACAAGCAGACCAACUUCAGAGAAGAUCUGAUCAUGUUAAAAAUCCACUAAUCCCAUUCAAAAAGCAAAUUGUAAGUGGUGCUCCCGCAGCAUGGUCUUCAGGCAUACCUCCAAACUCUACAUGCACAGGAAAGAGAAGCACAACAUUAAGUCGCAUAUGAAAAGAACAUCAGUGAGCGAGACCCAGCCGGCGGCAAGAAAGCGCAGGCGAAAAAAUGCCUAUCCGUGUAAGAUAUGCGGCAGGCUCUUCCUCCAUCAUCUCUCUCUGAAUGCCCACUACACUGCGACUUCAUGUUUAAGUGCCAUGAAAAAAGGUCAGCCCACAGGUAACAUCAAAAACACCAAAUUACCAGAGCAUACACCAGACGAAGUUGAAGGCAGCCUUGCGCAAUGCAAGACUGUACGGGCCGGUCCAGGGAGACCCUGGAAGGAGGUAGAAGAGGAGGAGGACGACGACGACGUGGAAGUGGAAGGAGAGUUCCCGUGCCCCUCCUGCACUGAGGUGUUUCCUCUGCAGUCGCAGCUGAGGCAACACGUGGAGCUCCAUGACGCCUCCACAAUGAGGAGAGAGUGCAGCGUGUGCACGAAAGAGAUGGACACCUUCGAGCAACCGGCAUCGAGAAGGCAGCGCGUUUAUCAUUGUGUGCCCUGUCAGGAGGGCUUCUCAGCACUGGACACCUUCCUUGAACAUUGUCAGGAGCACCUAAUAGCCAGGGAGGAAGCAGAAGAUUAGGCCUACAGGGAUUGGAGUGUGUGUUCUUUCUAGAACUUUUAUCCAAGCAGACAAUGCUGGAAGAGAACAGCAAAAUACUAUGUAAUCUUGUUGAUUUUAUGAAUAUUUUUGGCAAAUGUCAGAAUUGAAUGUGGUGGAUCUUCAUGUAUAAUGUGAUUCAGAAAGCUGAUUUUCCAGAAGGUUGUUUUUUUAUAUUGAUUGAUCUUUAAUCAUGAGUUUGAAAUUUGUCAAAAUCCUAGUACACGUGUGAUGAAAAUUAUGAAACAAGUGUAAAUAUUAAUACUGCAACUAUCCACGGUAUCAGUUUUUUAAUGAGACUAAAUUCUGGCCGCAAUAUCACUGAUAUGAGAGGGUUAGCAAUUUCAGGGACAUGCAAAAUGUGAUUCAAACUAACUGAUUUUAUCAAUUACAAAAUCAAGUAAAAUGAGCAGUGGCGAAGAUAUGCCAAAAUAACCAAACUCAGUCUUGCCACUUUUUUUUUUUGAAUGUGCCUUUUUGUUCCUAGCUACUGUAUUUUUUCUAUCAGCAGCUAUGAAGUAUUUCUUUCUACUCUUUUGAAACUUCACCUUGAACACUGGUUUGUUGUUUUUCACUGCAGUCAUAUUUAAACUGCUCUCAUUAAAUGCUGUCUUAUCGACUGAAUCAAA